AGAAACCUAACAGUUCGUGAAGUCUCCACACGCUUAUUACUCAGGAUUUAUGGAAUCUUUUCAGCUAGAACUACACCCUGAAAGAGGGCCGAUAUAUAUUUCACUCUUCAAAAAUGUCAAAAACGCUGUGGAGCUGCGACAACGUCUGCUAGACCAAGACGCUUCCCUUGCAUGGGCUCUAGUGAAUGCCUCUUUGGUAGUCAACACAUUUCAAAUCCUUCUAGCGAUUAACAAAGCAAUACACAAAGAAGUCACCGGAAAACUCAAAACACAUAAAAUCAACUCUGAGAUUGUUUACGACUUUUCAUCAACGAACAAUAUUUCCCAAUCAUUGCGGCGGUAUGGCGUGUCAGACGACAGUACAGCACUUAUUGCCAUCGCCAUUGGCGGAAAUCCCGGAGAUAUUGAGAAGGCGAUGCAAGCAGACAUCCACGGUGAACUUGUUCCACUAUCUAGUAUACCCGAGUUCAGCGACAUCAAAUUAAUCAGAAAGUAUUACCAAUUAAAUGACAACAAUAUUUCAGAUAAUAUUGAUGAACUGAUGCCUUUGAUAGCUGGUGCAAUGGCAUUAAAAGAAAUCAAGUAGAUUAGAGGACCUUUUAUACAACAUGUAGGCAAAUAAAACU
Molecule: messenger RNA, 626 nt
Organism: Umbelopsis ramanniana AG
Lineage: Eukaryota; Fungi; Mucoromycota; Umbelopsidomycetes; Umbelopsidales; Umbelopsidaceae
Exons: 5
Coding region: 50-586 (178 amino acids)
Biological process (GO): tRNA threonylcarbamoyladenosine modification; telomere maintenance via recombination
Cellular component (GO): nucleus; cytosol; EKC/KEOPS complex
Source: RefSeq, a predicted model, not a curated record